CCGGUCCGCUCCCGCCGUCUCCGCCGCCCCGGCUGCCGCCCCCGCCCCGGCAUGAGGAAACGCAACGAGUCGGUCACGGUGGAGCAUGAGCGCGCCGCCGCCGCCGCUGCUGCUGUGCCCGGGACCCUCGACAAGGGGUGCAGCCUAAGGCACAGCCUGCGCCUGCCUGCCGCCGCCGCCGAGGGCAUGAAGCGACCGCUGGGCAGGCGAUACGGAUUAUGGUUUCGCUUGCGGAAGUUAAUAAUCUGGUUGCUGGGAAUGUACAUAGCCAUCCCAUUUCUAGUAAAACUUUGCCCUGCUAUUCAGGCAAAGCUGGUCUUCCUAAACUUUGUGAGGGUCCCAUAUUUCAUUGACUUGAAAAGACCACAGGAUCAAGGUCUAAACCAUACCUGUAAUUAUUACCUGCAGCCAGAAGAGGAUGUAACCAUCGGAGUGUGGCAUGCACACGUCCCUGCAAGCCUUAUGGAAGAUGCUCGAGGGAAGGACCAGUUGUGGUUGAAGAGGCUUUUGGGCUCGAGCCAUCCUGUGAUCCUCUACUUGCACGGCAAUGCGGGAACAAGGUGAGGCACAAAACAGGAUCACCGUGUGGAGCUUUACAAGGUUCUCAGCUCCCUCGGGUACCAUGUGGUGACAUUUGACUACCGAGGCUGGGGUGAUUCAAUAGGCAGCCCAUCAGAGAGGGGAAUGACCUACGAUGCCCUUCAUGUCUUUGACUGGAUAAAAGCACGAAGUGAGGACAACCCUGUCUAUAUAUGGGGACACUCCCUGGGAACAGGGGUCGCAACAAAUCUAGUGAGGCGUCUUUGUGAGAGAGAAACGCCCCCGGAUGCCCUGAUACUGGAAUCUCCAUUCACCAACAUACGGGAGGAGGCACGAAGUCACCCCUUUUCUGUGAUAUACAGAUACUUCCCUGGGUUUGACUGGUUCUUCCUUGACCCCAUCACGACAAGUGGAAUUAAAUUUGCAAACGAUGAGAAUGUGAAAUACAUUUCCUGUUCGCUGCUCAUCCUUCACGCUGAGGAUGAUCCAGUGGUACCAUUUCAUCUGGGAAAAAAGCUUUACAACAUUGCUGCAACAUCACGGAGUUUCCGAGACUACAAGGUGCAGUUUGUUCCGUUCCACACAGACCUCGGCUACCGGCACAAGUACAUCUACAGGAGUCCAGAGCUACCUCGAAUACUGCGGUAA
Molecule: messenger RNA, 1188 nt
Organism: Chiroxiphia lanceolata (lance-tailed manakin)
Lineage: Eukaryota; Metazoa; Chordata; Aves; Passeriformes; Pipridae
Gene: ABHD12
Product: abhydrolase domain containing 12, lysophospholipase
Biological process (GO): monoacylglycerol catabolic process; phosphatidylserine catabolic process
Cellular component (GO): endoplasmic reticulum membrane
Molecular function (GO): phosphatidylcholine lysophospholipase A1 activity; monoacylglycerol lipase activity
Source: RefSeq, a predicted model, not a curated record